Molecule: messenger RNA, 2712 nt
Organism: Dermochelys coriacea (leatherback sea turtle)
Lineage: Eukaryota; Metazoa; Chordata; Testudines; Dermochelyidae
Product: BICD family-like cargo adapter 1
Exons: 5
Coding region: 373-1836 (487 amino acids)
Biological process (GO): cell adhesion
Molecular function (GO): carbohydrate binding
Source: RefSeq, a predicted model, not a curated record
CUUCAACUUUUUAGUCAGUUCAGAGGAGACCGUCGAAGUGCGGUCUCCGUGAAGCCCCCAAACGCACCGAGGAAUUUAUUGCAAUGCAGUAUUGCACUUAUUGCAACAGCUGGAGGCAAUGCACCGAUUGCAUCAACUGCAUUCUCUUCAGGCAUUGCUGUCGUUGGAGUAGUUGCAAGCCUGACAGCCCGCAGUGGCCGUGAUUGCAUUAGCUGCUUUCGCAUGCAUUGCACUGCUUCGAAAACUUGCUCGCUUUGCAAUCAUUAAUUGCAUUUGUCGCAUGCCUCGCACCAGCUGUAUUGAUUGCACCCGUUGCGUGCCCUGUCCCGGUUGCAUUAAUCUCUGCCCUGGGGUUAAUGGCACGGGUGCAGCAUGACUGUCAAGCAGCGCAAAGGAGGCAAAGGGCGGAAUGAGAACAAUGCUGGGGCUCUCGUUGCUCCGGGCUGGACGGAAGAGAGGGCGGCCGGAGGUCCCAGACACAGGGAAGCCUGGGCUUGGAGGUGCCGAGCCGCGCUGGGGCUGCUGCUGCUCGGGGUGGCCGCCGCCGGGGUGGCCGUGCUGGGCUGGCUGCUAGUGCACCAGCUGCAGUCCCUGGAGCAGCUGGGAGAGACGGUGGGGAAGCUGCGGGGCCGCCUGGCGGAGCUGGAGGUGCUGAAGGAGCAAGAGCAGAGGACGAGAGAGCAGCUGUCUAACAUGGUCGAGCUGGAGCGGCGACUCUCUGACCUGGAGCUGGCCCAGAUGCUGUCUAGGCAGAAACUGGAGCGAGCCUCUUCCGCUGCUGAGCGCAUCGUGGCCUCUGACCCCAUCGGCAAGCUUGCCGCCUUCCAGGCAGAAGUGAAGCAGGCCAUCAGUGAGCUGAGAGGAGAGCUCUCCUCCGGGACAGAGCUGGCUGCGCUGCAGAGCCAGCUGGAGCAGCUGAGAACCACCGAGCUGGAGAUGCUGAGGCAAGAGGUGGCCGGGCUCUUGGCGUCGGGUUCCAGGCUGGAGCAGAGCGUGGCCUCAUUGACCAGCUCCCUCACCAGUGCCCAGAGGAGCCUGGAAGAGAAUGCCCACAGCCUGCAAGCCAUGCAGCAGGAAAUGGAGCACACUAAGGUGGCUGGCGAGAGAUUGGAGAACAGCAUUGGCUCCCUGUCAGCCCAGACCUUCAUCCUGGAGGGAAGCCUCAAGCGCACCACACUGCUGACACACGCCCUGCAGCUGCAGCUGAAGGAGAACAGCAAGGCUCUGGCUGGGCUGCAGGAAGUGGUAGCAAAUCAGAGAGGGAGUGACAGCUCUGAGCCUCAGCAGCUGGAGAACCUCUGGGUGCAGAUCCAGCAGCUGCAGAUGGAGAGAUCAGCCAUGCAGGAGCAGGUGAACGAGGCGCUGCACAGCAUUGCUGACCAGAGGAGAGAGCUGCAGGGCAGGAUCUUGGAGCUGGAAACUGCUGUUCAUGCUCUUCAGGGCCAUGUGACUCAGGUGGAGCUGGGCAUGGUCAGUCUGAACACACAGCUCUCCGCUGCCGUGGAGCAGCAGCUGCAGGGUCUAAAGCUUGGGAUGGCCAAUCUGGAGAGCAGCCUGGGCACCAGCUUGCAGCAAUGUCUCUCAGGAGAAGUACAAACCCGCUGUGAGAAUGAGGGCAGCUGUGUGUGGCCGCAUGUCCGCGAGGUCAGCUUCCCGCACCAUGUCCCGACCCAGCCCGCGAUUGUGCUGGGGCUGGUGGGGCUGAGCGCUCGCGGCUCCGUGGGCAUCUCGGUGAGAGCUGUGGACGUCACAGACUCUGGCUUCAAAAUACACAUUGCCAACAUGGGCAAUCAGAGCCUGUCCAGCGUGAGGGUCUCUUGGAUGCUGUGUGCCUAGACGGAAACUGUUAUGCAGUCCUUGGAGCAAGCAGCUGGGGCAUUGGAAGCAGUGGUUACUGAGCUGGUGGCAUCUGCUUUACUUGGACACAACUGUGGUUUGCUUUGUUUUUCUUUACUGUAAUUAUACCUUACGGGGAGUCUGUGUAGAUGGGAUUCCAAUUAAUAGUCCCUCUCUUGGGAGCUGUGUACCCCCAUGGAAUGGCAGGCUGAACAGCCCCAGGCCUUGCUGAAGGCUCCUGGAAAGUGCAACUGACAAGAUCUGUCUUAAACUUUCAAACAUAAGCGCCUAAACUGAACCACCAACUAUAUGCACAUGUGCAACUGUGUGUGUGUGCAUUUAGCCACUCUGCAUCCACAGAUGUGUGGCUUGCUCCCACAAAAAGAUGCACCACAAGGCUGAUUGUGAGGGAAGUUUAGCACCCGAGUCUGUAGAGUUGGCCUGUAAACAUCUUUAUUUAGGGAUUUUUGGGGUUUUAUUUUCAGUAGCAACAGUUGGAAUGUUCUGCUGCUGCCCAUGUAGGAUUCUACACAGUGCUUUGCAUGUCAGAAGUGUUAAAACUUAUUCAGGGAUGAUGUUAAUGGCUGGAUGCAGCCAAACUACCAAAGAUGUGGGACUACCUCUUUGUGUGUGUUGCCAGUUGAAAUUUCCUGGCUGAGCCAGUUGCUUCUGGCACAGUGUGAGCUUGCCUAUAUGGCAGAGGGCAUUGCUAGUCAGGGCUGCUCAUUCCUCGCAGAGCUAUGGCUUCUUCUACUCUGAGCUUUAUCCUGGAAGAGAUGGACAGUCAUGCUAAGCUUUCUUGUAGCAUUGCAAGGUGGACUAAGCCUUCUCUGGACCUCUGAUCUCCCGAAGUGAAAUACCAGUGCGUUCAGACUG